This is a messenger RNA of Epinephelus fuscoguttatus (brown-marbled grouper), 2834 nucleotides long. Its product is annotated as protocadherin alpha-C2-like. Gene Ontology annotation, molecular function: calcium ion binding. Gene Ontology annotation, biological process: homophilic cell-cell adhesion. The transcript has a single exon. The record is from RefSeq and is a predicted model, not a curated record. NCBI's taxonomy places the organism in Eukaryota, Metazoa, Chordata, Actinopteri, Perciformes, Serranidae. The coding region runs from base 420 to 2834 and encodes 804 amino acids. Gene Ontology annotation, cellular component: plasma membrane.
GGAGGUAAAAAUGCCCAUCACUUUAGCGCAUAAAUAUUGAAAAUUAAUCUGAGUAUUCUUGUCAGCGAAACUAAAUUUAAACUCGCAAUUAUACUUAGAAACGGGCUUGUAAGACACAUCAUGAUAAAUUCAGUUAAAAGUAUCGUACAAACCCCAAAGGGUGGCGCUAUUCUUUCAGUAAAAUACCAGCCUAUGAACGCCAUGACAGUGAAUCGAUGUCAUCAGGGCAGAGAGGGAAACAACCGGACAGCUCCCUGGUGCUGAAACACCAGUCUGAAAAUUGCUUGCGGGUUGUCGCACCAUCACCUCGGGAUUAAAAAUGGGUGAAAAUGCUCGAGAGCAAAGUCGUUAAAGAAAAAUCCGACUUUACUGGAAACGUACGUUACAUCAUUUGAGGUGCUGUCAAACUGGACAGAACAAUGGGGCCGGUUGUGACAGUGCAGUGUUGCCAAAGGUACGUGCUGCUCGUUAUUCUUCUUUCAAUUGUUCGUAAUAUAUCGACUUCAGUGACUCAUUAUUCAAUACCCGAGGAGAUGAAAGAAGGAUCAGUCGUCGCUAAUCUCGCUACCGAUCUCGGUCUGGAUGUAAAAACACUGAAUCAGAGGAAGAUGCGUCUCGACAUCAUUGCAAACAAGAAAUAUCUGGACGUGAACAAAGAGACUGGUGAACUGUAUAUUGUUGAAAAGAUAGACAGGGAAUACCUCUGCCCCACGAAGUCAUCAGCGUCGUGCUAUCUCAAACUGGAGGUUAUACUAGAAAAUCCAUUACGAAUCUUUAAUAUAGAAGUAGAAAUUUUGGAUAUGAACGACAACGCCCCACAGUUUCGACGGGACGCCAUUCAUUUAGAUAUAUCUGAAGCAACACCAAAAGGAGAGAGAUUCUCUCUCAGUAAUGCAGUUGAUCCUGAUGUUGGAAUUAAUUCAGUGAAAACCUACCAUCUGAGUGAGAGUGACCAUUUUAAUAUUGAAGUGCAGACUGGUAGAGAUGGGUCUAAAUUUGCAGAAUUAAUCUUAACAAAGACUUUAGAUCGAGAGCAGCAGGCUGUUCAUAAUUUAAUACUCACAGCUGUAGAUGGAGGAACACCUGCUCGAUCUGGCACUGCAAGUGUUAUUGUGCAUGUGCUGGACACAAAUGAUAACGCUCCUGCUUUUGACAAAGCAAAUUACAACAUAAAAAUAAUGGAAAAUUCUCCCAUCGGCAGCCUCGUUGUUCAUCUCAAUGCAACAGAUUUAGAUGAAGGGUCAAACUCUGAUGUAACAUACUCAUACAGUUUAUAUACGUCAGAGAAAACACAAGAAACAUUUAAUCUGAAUCCUUCCACUGGUGAAAUUACUGUUAAAGGAAUGUUAAAUUAUGAAGACUUCAAGAUUUAUGAUAUGGAAGUUAUAGCAACUGAUAAAGGAGUCACUGCAUUAUCAGGACAAUGUACUAUAAAGAUUGUGGUUGAAGACAUGAAUGACAACCACCCAGAAAUAUCUAUUAAAUCAUUUCAGAGUCCAGUCAAUGAAAACAUAGAAUUAGACACAGUGAUAGCAGUAGUUAGUGUCAGUGAUAAAGACUCAGGUGACAAUGGAGUGGUUGAUCUUCAUAUUCCAGAUAAUAUGCCUUUCAAACUGAGGGAAUCCUCUGAUAACUAUUAUGAAUUAGUAGUGUCAGAGCUAUUAGACCGCGAGAAGGUCCCGGAAUAUGACGUCACUUUCACGGUGACAGACAGAGGUUCUCCUCCUUUAUCUGACAAUGAAACUAUGACUUUAGAGUUGCUGGAUGUUAAUGACAAUGUUCCACAGUUCCCUCAGUCAUUUUAUACUAUCCGUGUGAUGGAGAAUAACGCACCUGGAGCCUUGCUCAGUUCACUCACUGCGUUUGACCCUGACCUCCAUGAAAACCAGUAUCUAGUUUAUUUCAUCCUAGAGAAGGAGAUAGCCAACACCUCCAUGUCCAUGCUGUUCUCCAUCAAUCCAGAGAACGGGAAUCUUUACGCACUGAAAACUUUUGACUAUGAGAUCGAGAAGGAGUUUCUUUUCCACAUCGAGGCCAGAGACUCUGGCUCUCCUCCACUCAGCAGCAACGUCACGGUCCACAUCAUUAUUGUGGACCAGAACGACAACGCUCCGGUCAUUGUGUCUCCAUGGCGCGCGCACGGCUCGGUGGUGGAGGAAAAGAUCCCCAGAUCCACCGAUAAAGGCUCUCUGGUUGCCAAGGUGAUAGCCUUAGACACCGACUCGGUGCACAACUCUCGGAUUACCUACCAGUUUCUACAGGUGACUGACGCCACCUUGUUCAGUCUGGACCAAUACAACGGAGAGAUCCGGACUAUGAGGAUGUUCAGUUACAGAGAUCCGCGUCACCAGAGACUGGUUGUUGUUGCCAAGGACAACGGGGAGCCUGCUCUCUCUGCUACAGUCACCAUCAAGCUGUCCACGAUGGAGACUGCCGUUAAGGCCUACUCUGACAUGACUGAGGUGCCUCUGGAAUAUGACAUCUUCUCAGACCUCAACCUGUAUUUGGUCAUCGGUCUGGGCUCGGUGUCAUUUCUCCUGCUCAUCACCAUAUUGGUCACCAUCGUGCUCAAGUGUCAGAAGCCCAAGCCCAGCAAAGCGGCUCCUCCCUGCAGGAACAGUGUGAUCAGUGAGAGGAACUCCACCAUCGCAGAUUCCACUCUGGUCUCCAACGAUGCCUACUGGUACAGUCUGUUUCUAGCAGAGACCAGGAAAGGAAAGCUGGUGGUUAGACAGCCUGUGCCAAAGGGCUCCAGAUACAUCGUGUCCAGUAUACCGAGAGGGACAGGACUCACAGACACUAGUGACUCAGCACCAUCCACUCUGCAGGUAUGA